This is a messenger RNA of Dreissena polymorpha, 1420 nucleotides long. Its product is annotated as 2-amino-3-carboxymuconate-6-semialdehyde decarboxylase-like. Gene Ontology annotation, cellular component: cytoplasm; cytosol. Gene Ontology annotation, biological process: secondary metabolic process. Bases 133 to 1164 code for a protein of 343 amino acids. Lineage: Eukaryota; Metazoa; Mollusca; Bivalvia; Myida; Dreissenidae. Gene Ontology annotation, molecular function: carboxy-lyase activity; hydrolase activity. The record is from RefSeq and is a predicted model, not a curated record. The transcript is spliced from 9 exons.
UUCGCCUCACUGAGUAGUAUUUCACAUGUGCACAAAAGCGACUAGUAUUCGGACAUGAACAAUUGGCCCGGUACUAGAUCAAGUUGGGAAUUAAUGCGUUUAAUCUGGAUUUAAAUAACGCCUGUUGGCAAAAUGAAGAUAGACAUUCAUACACAUAUACUACCGGAAACCUGGCCUGAUUUACGUGAGCGCUAUGGUUACGGCGACUGGGUACAGCUGGAUCACAGCUGCGAGGGGCGCUGCGCGAACAUGAUGAAGGGAGGCAAGUUCUUCCGCAAGGUUGAACCCAACUGCUGGUCCCUGCAGGAACGCCUCCGCGAGAUGGACGCUACCGGGGUGCGCGUGCAGGCGCUUUCCACGGUGCCUGUCAUGUUCAGCUACUGGGCCAAGCCCUCGGACACGCUCGACCUAUGUGAACUAUUGAACAACGAUCUGGCCCGCUCUGUGGCGCGGCAUCCGGACAGAUUCGUCGGACUGGGAACCAUUCCUCUUCAAGCGCCUGAACUCGCUGUCAAGGAGCUGAUCCGAUGUAAACAGGAGCUUGGUUUCCCUGGUGUCCAGAUUGGUUCUCAUGUUAACGACUGGAACUUGGACGCCCCCGAACUUAGAUCCGUGUUUGCGGCGGCGGAGGAGCACGGCGUUGCAGUCUUUGUUCAUCCCUGGGAUAUGGAGGAGGGAGGACGCAUGUCCAAGUACUGGAUGCCAUGGCUGGUGGGCAUGCCGUCGGAGACUACCGCUGCUAUCUGCUGUAUGACGAUGGGAGGUGUGCUGGAGCAGUUUCCGGGUCUCAGGGUCUGCUUUGCACACGGAGGUGGUGCGUUCCCGUACACGGUUGGUCGCAUCGAGCACGGGUACAACGUGCGACCGGAUCUCUGCGCAACAGCCUGUAAGACGAAUCCCCGGAAGUUUCUCGGCAAGUUCUACACGGACGGCCUCGUGCACGAUGCACGUGCGCUCGAGUACCUCGUGGACGUCAUCGGUCAGGAGCGCGUCAUCUGCGGCUCGGACUACCCGUUCCCGCUGGGAGAGCAUCAUCCGGGCAAGCAGAUAGAAGAGUCGGCAUUCAGCCAGGAUAUCAAGGACAAGUUGCUCUUCAAAAAUGCGUGCGAGUUUCUAGGUUUGGACCCUGCGUCUUUUGAAAAAACAACAACACUUGAUUCUUAACAAUACCUGUGAAUAAUAAAAUUACGUGCAUGCAUUUAUGUGUGUGAUAUGUUGACUUUUUAUUGUGAUAUUAAUUAGACUCCAAACCCAUUGCCGGUGACGUUCUAAAACUUGUGCAGCUCCAGAUGUUUAGAACUGUGCGACUCCAUAAGCCGAUUUCGCUUUUUAAACACGUCUUUCAUAUCAUUGCAUGUACAGUUUUGUGUAUUAAAAGUGUGUACAUGUUAAAUUAAUGACAUUAAAUUGUUUUGAAUGA